CAUGAAGCGCUGUCUGCUUUGGAAAUGGGAGCUACUAAUUAUCAUUUUCGAUGUGAUCAACUCAUCAAUGCAAAUUAAAUACGAAUUUGAAUUCGAGGACGAAUCAAUUUACAGUGACUGCAGCGACGUUCCACCUGAAACCCGCAAUAUAAACGGGUUGUUUGAUAUGACCAAUCUGAAAAGGAUCAUGAACCCAGAAGGAAUUGCACUGUCGGGAAACAUGACAUCGGUUUUUAAUGCCCAGCCAUUGGAUCGCAUUGAGGUAACUGCGAACUUGUUAUACUUUGAUCGAGGUAUCUGGCUGCCGACCACGCUCAAUAUGAUAGUAAAGGACUUUUGUAAGGUGAUGUACGAUAAAAAGCAGCUGUGGUACGAAGCGUGGUCUUCCCACAUAAGGAAUAAAGAAGCCAUUGAGGAUCAUUGUAUUAAAGUCUACGGUACCUUAUUUUUAAUGGAAACAUACACGGUGGAUCUAUUCUUUGGUAGUGGCAUGCCAUUAUUUUCUGGUCGUCACACCCUUCGGAUUCGGAUAUUUGCCUAUGACCAAUCGGGCAAGAAACGUCCACAUGACGUCUGCUACGAAAUUAAAGGGAAAUUUUAUAAGAUCUAA
Drosophila takahashii is the source of this 610-nucleotide messenger RNA. It is a transcript of the gene CheB53a, whose product is annotated as Chemosensory protein B 53a. The record is from RefSeq and is a predicted model, not a curated record. Lineage: Eukaryota; Metazoa; Arthropoda; Insecta; Diptera; Drosophilidae.